This is a messenger RNA of Anneissia japonica, 288 nucleotides long. RefSeq names its product integrator complex subunit 4-like. The record is from RefSeq and is a predicted model, not a curated record. The transcript has 2 exons. NCBI's taxonomy places the organism in Eukaryota, Metazoa, Echinodermata, Crinoidea, Comatulida, Comatulidae. Bases 33 to 272 code for a protein of 79 amino acids.
GCCGUGUAUUUAAUUCCGAGCUGUUUUACAAAAUGGCAGCUCACUUGAAAAAGCGAGCUUAUGUUGAAUUUAGUGUAUCAGUGAUCCAGGAGGAAGCCCCAAAACCAAAGAAGCUUCGUUUGACAGUUCCUCCUGUUAGUGUUUCACCAUCGCCAGUAUUUGACCUCGGUGUAGCAGCUGGCCCUCAACAAGUACUUCAGCAACUUAAAAGUUUAACUGAUAGUCUCCCUUUAUCCAGCCAACAUGUUAGUGAGUAUCACAGUUUUGAGUAAACAAAAAUGUGUUCCC